Messenger RNA from Aspergillus nomiae NRRL 13137, 3495 nucleotides. RefSeq names its product DUF726 domain protein. The transcript is spliced from 2 exons. The record is from RefSeq and is a predicted model, not a curated record. Lineage: Eukaryota; Fungi; Ascomycota; Eurotiomycetes; Eurotiales; Aspergillaceae. Bases 1 to 3495 code for a protein of 1164 amino acids.
AUGACCUCCAGUGCGACCGUUGACCACUCUCGCGACCCCGCUGUUUCGCACGAACCGGAGCAUGCCCAGAUCACGGCCAGUACAGGAUCCCCCGAUAUCAUAUCACAGAAGGAGAAUGCUAGUCCGGCCGGGGGCAAUGCGGGGAGGGAGCCGACGGCAGAAUCGACAACAGAGGAGGUAGAUGAGUUUGGGCUACCGAUUCGAAUUCGUGCUCGGCCUGUACGCUCGAGUGAAUCGUCUGAUGAUGAGGAAUUCCACGAUGUUGGAGAGGCUGUCUCGGGCCCAGGUGAUAACCAGUCAACUUCACAGGAGAGCAAGCCCGUAACAAAUGAUCCAAAGCCAGAAGCACCCCAGGAGGAGGAAAACACAAAAUCAGUCGAGAAGGGAAAGGAUGCAGAGAACGGGACGCAAUCUUCACCAGCAGUCGAACAGCAUCCUGUUGAAUCUCCCCGAGAGAAGGAUUCAAGCGUACCUGCGAGCAAUGAGAAACAUGCUACCUCUGGUGGCUCACUCCCUGACCACGAGGACGGCCCCUCGCCGCCUCCUUACACGGAAAAGCCAAGUGCAGAAAACCCCUCUGCUUCUACACAGUCAGAUGCUGUACAAAAGAAACGGUCGAGUCUGAAAGCUUCGGAAUGGUCACAUCAGCGGCUUUAUGAGUCUAAGGAAUCGGAGGACGAGGAUGAAGUACAAAGUGAUGGUGGGUGGCAGGAUAUGCCUGCUAUUGACGAGUUCGAUGUUUAUGACGACUUUGGGAGACUAGUUGCUCGUGGUGCCAAACCAGAGGAUAAUGACGCAGUGUACAGGGGCUUGGGAGGCGCUGGAAAGGGCUAUACUCGAGUGCAACUUGAUGAAGACGCUCAGUCGGCGACAAGUCUAGAUGAAGAUACAAGCUAUCUGUUUAGGGAAGCAGCUCACAACUCUACUGGUGUAGAAGGGGAGGAGGAGCUGCGCGACGCCGUCAGUCAAUUGCAGGCCACAAAGGAUCUGCUGACGGAGAGUCAAAGGAUAGCAUACGUCGGAGUUGCCAGAUUGGCUAUAUUCCAGAUGACUAAAGACCUGGACCGGGUUCCCGCAACGAAGGGUACACGCAAGGCGAAACAAAAGACCAUUGACUCAAUGCGUCAAUGGGGCCAAACAAUCAUGGCUAGGAUCUAUGCUCAUAUGGAUAUCGACGCCGCUGAGCAGGUGAUGAUCGAACAAUUGGCGGAACAUGGCGUCCAACCUGCAGAUCUUGUCCGACCUCUCAUGCAGAAUGCUCGAGUCAAGAAUCCUUUAGCUGAGGAAGUUGACACGCCGAAGAACUCCCUAUCAUCCCCCGCGACUCCGAGCCUCAAGGAUGAAUAUCGAAGCAGUCUAUCCUCCGACUUUGACAGGUCAACGCCUCCUCCGCCUUAUGAGACACACGAAGGCGAAGAUCUUCCCGAAGUCCGAACCCCCUCUCAGCUUCCCACUUCGUCAAAGAUUGAUAUAGAUCUUCGGUGGACGGUGCUCUGUGAUCUCUUCCUUGUCCUCAUUGCAGAUUCGACUUAUGAUGCACGGUCACGAACGUUACUGGAAAAAGUAGGCGAGUCUAUGGAAGUGCCCUGGCUACAAAUUGCCCGGUUCGAAAAGCGCGUGGUCGAUGCUCUGGAAAUGCAGGAACAAGCGGACAAAGAAACCUGGGAUGAGUCGGAUCACAUGGAAAAACGCCGAAAGAUGGCCCUGAAGCGAAAAUAUAUCGUUAUGGGCCUGGCCACUGUUGGUGGUGGGUUGGUCAUUGGUCUCUCCGCUGGGUUGUUGGCCCCAGUGAUUGGUGCUGGCCUUGCAGCUGGGUUUACCACUGUAGGUAUCACAGGAACUGGUGCAUUCCUGGGAGGAGUGGGUGGUACGGCGAUUAUUGCUUCUGGAGCCACCUUGACCGGAUCCACGAUUGGGCUGAGGGCUUCCAACAGGCGUACAGGAGCUGUCCAGACUUUCGAGUACCGUCCCCUGCACAACAACAAAAGAGUCAACCUGAUUGUCACCGUGUCUGGUUGGAUGACUGGUAAGGUGGAUGACGUCCGAUUGCCCUUCAGUACGGUGGAUCCUAUCAUGGGAGAUCUGUAUUCGGUUCUCUGGGAGCCUGAAAUGCUUCGGAGCAUGGGAGAUACCAUCAAUAUUCUUGCUACAGAGGCAUUAACUCAAGGGUUGCAACAAGUCCUUGGAAGCACGGUUCUAGUAGCCCUAAUGUCGUCUCUGCAGUUGCCACUUGUCCUGACGAAACUGUCGUACUUGAUUGAUAACCCAUGGAUCGUUUCAUUGGCCCGCGCGAACGCAGCCGGGCUGAUUUUGGCUGAUUCUUUGAUGGAACGCAAUCUUGGGAAGCGGCCUGUCACACUCUUGGGCUUCUCUCUCGGCGCUCGCCUUAUUUUUUCUUGCCUCAAAGAGCUUGCAGAUCGAGGUGCUCACGGACUCGUGCAGAACGUCUAUCUAUUCGGGUCGCCUAUAGUGGCCAACAAAGAUGAAUAUUUAAAGGCUCGUGGUGUGGUAUCGGGCCGUUUUGUGAACGGGUAUUCCUCAAAUGAUUGGAUCCUGGGCUAUCUCUUUCGUGCAACAAGCGGUGGAAUCAUGCGUGUGGCUGGUCUCGCUCCCGUGGAAGGGAUCCCCGGCCUCGAGAACUUCGACGUUACCAAGCUCGUGAACGGUCAUAUGGACUACCGAGCAGCAAUGCCCCGACUGUUGAAAGAGGUUGGGUGGGAGGUUUUGGGAGACGAGUUCGCAGAGCUCGAGGACCCCGAUCCGGAAAACCACGCCGAGCGACAAAGAGAGCUUAUCCGUGAGAUCGACGAGGCUCGACGAGAAGCUGAGGCAAAGCCAGAAAAGAAACGGUUCGGUUUGUUCAAACGAGGCAAGUUGGCUCAAAAGAAAGGCUGGGAAACAUACGACGUGGAGCGUAACAAUGCCACACCGCGAGAUUCGGUCGAUAGCAACGGAACUGGAAGUGUGUUGUUUGAUAUCGAUGCGAUCAGAGCCGAACUCGCAUCCGAAAGUAUCGAAGUCAAACAGCUCGAGUCGACGCUGCCUCCUAUGAAGCUUGAUUUGAAUUCUCCGCCCUGCUCAGCCCCAGUUACGCCGGCUCCGUCCGAUAGCAAGGAUACUGCGAAAGCUGUCAAUCUCACCAAAUCCGCCCCUCAGUCGCCCCCCAAGCCUUACUCUGUGCCCAGCGCUUCCCAUGAUCUGCAGCCUUCUACCCAUAAAGAAGAAGAGAUAGAAAUGACGUUCGAUACCUCCUAUCAUGAGCCACCACAGCGUUCACAUUCAUUUUAUGAGCCCACAACUGCUCCUUCAUACGAUACCAAUUCUACACGGCCAGAGCUGCAAUCAUCAUUGACGACGCCAGCCGGUCUUGGUAUCGGUGCUGCUGCUGGUGUCGGUGCCAGUGCACUUGGCGCAUUGGCUCUGGAGCGCAAUGCCUGGGCUGAUCACGACAUAGGGAACGGGGAAGAAGGAGAGAUUUCUAUGAGUUUCGAGUGA